UCUACAUUGAUGGAAAAAUCCAAAGCAGACCUAGAAUCUGGAGCAAACCACCAAGGUGAAGAGAAUGGGGAAUUGCUCCUGGAUGAACCCAUGGUCCGGCCUGCCUGGGGGUCCAAGGCCCAAUAUAUCCUAGCCCAAGUUGGUUUCUCUGUGGGGCUUGGCAACGUUUGGCGAUUCCCAUACCUCUGCCAUCAAAAUGGGGGAGGCGCUUUCCUGCUGUUAUAUUUGCUGCUCCUCUUCGUCAUUGGAAUUCCACUUUUCUUCCUGGAACUGGCAGCUGGACAGAUUAUCCGCCAAGGCAGCAUCGGGGUCUGGAAGCACAUCAGCCCCCGCCUAGUGGGCAUCGGCUUCGCAAGCUGCAUAGUAUGUUCCUUUGUCGCGCUGUAUUACAAUGUCAUCAUCGCCUGGAGUAUUUACUACCUGGGCAAUUCCUUCCAGCUUCCCCUGCCGUGGGAAAGUUGCCCAGAAGUAUCCAACCACACAGAAGAAGAAAUGGAGUGUACCCGCAGUUCUCCCACCGCCUUCUUCUGGUACCGUAACGCCUUGAACGUGACCGGCUCCAUUGAGGAGAGUGGGGGCUUCAAUCUCGCUCUUGCCGGCUGCCUCUUUGCAGCGUGGGCCCUGGUGGCUCUCGCCAUGAUCAAAGGCAUCAAGUCCUCCGGCAAGGUCCUGUAUUUCAGUUCGCUGUUCCCCUACGUGGUCCUCUUCUGCUUCCUCGUGCGGGCACUGCUGCUAGACGGGGCGAUGGACGGAAUCCGGAUCAUGUUCACACCCAAGCUGUCCGUCUGGGGUGACAUGCAGGUCUGGCGCCAGGCAGCCACCCAGGUGUUCUUCGCGCUGGGCCUGGGCUUCGGCACCAUCAUCGCUUACUCCAGCUACAACUCGCGGGACAACAACUGCCACAUCGACGGGCUGUUAGUCGCCAUGGUCAACUUCUUCACCUCGGUGCUGGCCACACUGGUCGUGUUUGCCGUGCUGGGCUUCCGUGCCAAUAUCAUCGCCCAGGCAUGUGUGGAAAGCAACAUAGACAGACUGUUUCACCUGCAGCUCAAUGGAUCCUUCCCUCAUGACCCACUCCCUGCCAGGAAUGUCUCAAACACUCAGUACGGCAUCUGGUACCAGGGACUCCCCAAUGAAACGACAACACAGUUGCUGGAUUUGGGGAUCGGGGACUGUCGUAUCGAGGACGAGAUGAACAAGGAUGUGGAAGGCACAGGCCUGGCGUUCAUCGCUUUCACCGAGGCCAUGACCCUGUUCCCCAUGGCCCCAUUCUGGUCCGUGCUGUUCUUUUUCAUGCUCCUCAACUUGGGGCUGAGCACCAUGCUCGGAAACAUGCAAGGGAUCAUCACCCCUUUGAUGGACAACUUCCAGAGCCUCCACCGGCGGAGAGCCCUCUUCACAGUGUUAUGCUGCGUAGUUGGAUUCCUGUUCGGCCUGCUUUUCGUUCAGCGCUCUGGCAGCUACUUUGUGGCCAUGUUUGACGACUACUCAGCCACCUUGCCCCUCCUGAUUGUCGUGGCUUGUGAAGCUUUUGCCGUGGCCUGGGUCUAUGGGGCUGACAGGUUCCUAGACGACAUAGAAGCCAUGCUGGGCUGGCGGCCUUGGUGCAUCUACAGCUACAUGUGGCGCUUUAUUAGCCUGGCAUCAAUGCUGUGCCUGCUGCUAGCGAGCCUGGUACGCAUGUGUUUGAGUCGCCCAACCUACCAGGCCUGGAACAAGGAAGAGGCAGAUAAGCAGCAACUGGAAUACCCGCCCUGGGCUCUGGGUCUUCUCGUAAGUCUCAUGGUUGUGGCCGCCCUUCCCAUCCCGAUCAUGUUUGUCCGGCAGUUGUUGCUCGAGCGGCUGGCUCCGGCAGUACCACCUGUGCCCCCUAAGGAAGAAGACGACGGGGAGGAGGAAAAAGAGAGCCCAGCUGAUCCCGAUUACCAAAGUAAUGGGUACCUGCCUGUUCGGACAGAAGAGAGGCAGGACUUCUAGCUGGGAUGUACCCCGUGCAAAUUGUGACCCAUCUGAGCUGCCAAACCGUCCUCAUCUUGGAUAGAUCCACCGCUGUGUUUUUCCUCUCCAGCCUCAGGCUCACUGAUAUCAGGGCUGGUGUUUGUUUAGACCCUUCUGGUGCUAUUUGUCCAGUGGAUGGGUGCCAAAGAUGGGGCAAGCCAAUGAAAGAGGAAAACAAAAAUGGUUUCCUCAGCUGAUCUCUCUGAACCCACUGAAGACCAACUGCGGCUUAAGACACGAAGACCCUGAAGGCAAGUGAAGAGGACUCGAGGGACUUCAAAAUAAUCAAAAGUGAUGUGCAGGCAACCCGAGGUGAACUGAGAUUUGAAAAGCUCAGUGAGUCAGCUUGCAGCUCACGCUACAGCCGCAGAAGUCUCUGUUUGCUUCCCAGAAGAUGCCUCCGCUGGGUCCUAAUACCUCCGUGAAUACUGAGGCGCAAGACUUACAAGAUUUUGCCAACUGACCUUGGGAGGUUAAAGGGUAGAAGAGUAGUGUGAGAAUCAUCAGGACCCAAGAAGGGAAAGGACGAUCCAAGACCUGGUGGGGGUUUGUCUCUUUUUGUUCGAGGACCUGUUACAAUGGCAGCCCACAUUCACUCCUCUCUGCCUCCAUUCCUCCCUCUGUUCCUCCUGCCCAGGUCUGUAUUAAAGGGUAGACACCUUAGGUGCAGGGAGCUUUCUGUUUAUUGCCAGUCUGGUGACACCAGAUACCCUGAUGGCACUCUGUAGUUAUUAUUUUCCAGAAAUUGAGCAAGGGCUCAGGCCACUGGGAGGGAGAUCAAAAUAUGCCAGAUGACGGGCUUUCUUUGUCUGCCUCCUCUGGUACACGGCUAACAAUAUUAUGGCCAGAGCACCCUGGAAAUAAGACUGAGUUUGGGGUCCAUGGCAGGGGAAAGCCAGGACCCAGCAAAAGAUGUUGUCAGGUUUAAGGUCUCUGAAAGCGAGCUCGGCGACUGAAAGAGCGAGCCCGUGGAUGAAAAGUCCACAGUUGUUGCCUCAGCUCUGCCACAAGCGUACUGGACGGCUUCUGGCCAGCAGUUAUUUAAGAAGAAUAGCCAUGUUGGAUCAGGCCGAUGGUCCAUUUACUCCAGGGACCAUCUUUACCACGGUGGCCAGCCAGGUACCCCUGGGAAGUCCACUAGUUGUUGACUGCUCCCCAGCCUCUGACAGUCAGAGGUAUUCUGCCUCUGGACCUGGAGGUACAGUUUGCCAGUCGUGGCUAAUAGCCAACAGUAGACCUAUCCUCUUUAAACCAGUCCAGUCCCCCCCCCCUUCCAAAAGACCUGUCUGUCACCGUCAGGCAGUGAGUCCUACAAGACAGUAACCCAUUUUCCGAACCAGCUCUUCCUCUUGUCUGUCAGAUCUACCAUCCAUCAGUUUCAUACACUGAUCCUGACUUCCAGUAUUAUGGGAGAAAAGUUAAUCUCCCUGCUUUCUCUCUACCGUGCAUAAUUUUGUAGAUCAUGUUGCUUGCCACCAUGCUUCAGUUGGCUUUCUUCUGCUGUAAGCCCCCACAUACACAUGCUUCUGCCUUGCUUUGUAGGACCGGUGCUCCAACCUCAUAAUCAUUUAGUUGUCCUUUUUUGCACUUUUUUCUUGCUCUGCAGUAUCCUUCUUGCUAUAACAACCGAAAUUGUUACUGUAUUCCAUAUGUGGCCACACCAGGGAAUGGGAGAAAUGUGUUACGAUUAGGGAUGCCAACCUCCAGGUGGUGGCUGGAGAUGUCCUGCUGUUACAGCUGAUCUCCA
This is a messenger RNA of Gekko japonicus, 3745 nucleotides long. It is a transcript of the gene SLC6A16, whose product is annotated as solute carrier family 6 member 16. The coding region runs from base 10 to 1977 and encodes 655 amino acids. The record is from RefSeq and is a predicted model, not a curated record. Gene Ontology annotation, cellular component: membrane. The transcript has 11 exons. Gene Ontology annotation, biological process: sodium ion transmembrane transport. NCBI's taxonomy places the organism in Eukaryota, Metazoa, Chordata, Lepidosauria, Squamata, Gekkonidae.